Octopus sinensis (East Asian common octopus) is the source of this 4743-nucleotide messenger RNA. RefSeq names its product potassium channel subfamily T member 1. The record is from RefSeq and is a predicted model, not a curated record. NCBI's taxonomy places the organism in Eukaryota, Metazoa, Mollusca, Cephalopoda, Octopoda, Octopodidae. Bases 228 to 3623 code for a protein of 1131 amino acids. Gene Ontology annotation, cellular component: membrane. Gene Ontology annotation, molecular function: intracellular sodium-activated potassium channel activity. The transcript has 29 exons. Gene Ontology annotation, biological process: potassium ion transport.
UUUUUUUUCUAACCUUAAAGGUACCUUGUGUUUUGCUACUAUGAAUAGAAAAGCGGAAAAAGCGACGGUAACCAGUUGGUUUGACAUGUUGAUGUCGAUUUCAUAGUUAGUCCCCCUUGUUGAAACCAGGAGCCAAACCGACCUUUCUCAUCAGCAGACGACGAGCGAAACUUCAAGCUCAGAUAGAUAACGCACUUAGGUUUUUAUCACUCAUCAAGUAAUCCACAAUGUCCCGUCGGGCGUCAAUGUUCAGCUUUUUGGGAGUUUCUGAUGAAGAUAUACACAGUUCAAUCAAGACAUCCAACAGAGAUGCUUCUUUGAAAGGACGUUUGAAAAGGGUGAUUAUAAAGGAUUCAACAGCCCGUCGAGUGGCUAUCAUAUUUGACUUGAUCAUACGUCUUUUGGCUUGUCUCCUUUAUGUCAUUCGUGUUAUUAUUGAUGAUCAGCAAGAAUAUGAUUGCUAUGGCUAUCCUUGUGCCACAGAAGAAAGCAAUCAUUCAGAACUUUCACGCCCCAAACCAAUCAACUGGUAUGUUGUUGCUUGGGUACACCGCCCCUUCGGAUUAUGGAUAGCACAAGUUGUUCUGUCAUUUGUAAUGCUUUCAAAAUUUAUUUUACAACUCUAUGUUGUACGUAAGCAAAAAGCUCUUCAAAGAAUUUUCAGAGCAACCACUCUUAUUGAAGUAUUGUGUACCAUCCCAGUUGUUGCCACGGUAUUUUGGCCAGACAAAUUACAAAACAUGUUUUACCCAACCUUUUUAAAUUGCUGGUUGGCUAACGAUGCGUUUUUGACUCUUUUUAAUGAUAUUCAUAUUGCUGGGAAACGUUUUCAGAGUAUAUCAGAAAGCCUCAGUCAACAACUUUUCAUGUUAAUUGGCUCCCUCUGUUGUUUGAUAUUUACAACUAUCUGUGGUAUACAGCAUAUCCAGAGAGCAACAACAUAUGAGUCUGAACAACAACUGAAUUUAUUCCAGUCCUUCUAUUUCGUCAUCGUUACCUUCACUACAGUUGGUUAUGGAGAUUUCUCUCCUGAUUAUUGGCUUGGACAACUUUUCAUGCUGGCAAUGAUUGUCAUUGCAUUUGCCUUUAUUCCAAGACAGCUGGAAAGUAUUGGAUCAACUUUUAUUGACAAGAAAAAGGAAGGGAAAGAAUUCAGUAAAGAUAAUGCUAAACGUCAUAAACAUGUUGUAGUUUUUAUCACUGCAAUUUUUCCAGAUGUUAUCAUGGAUUUCUUAAAUGAAUUUUUUGCACAUCCUGAUCUUCAGUGUUACCAUGUAGUCUUUAUGGCUUCUACAGAACUUAACACAAACAUCAAUGUUGUUCUGAAAGAUCCUAAAUGGGGCCAUAGAGUACAUUAUUUGAAGGGAUCAGCUUUAAAAGACAUGGACCUUGAUAAAGCCAGGGUUCAAGAUGCACAGGCAUGCUUUAUAUUAGCUGAGAGAAAUACAAAACACAGAAGUGAAGCAGAUCAACAUACAAUUUUGCGAUCAUGGGCUGUCAAAGACUUUGCUCCUCACUGCCCUCAAUACUUACAACUUUUCCUGGUUGAAAAUCGAAUGCAUGUUAAAUCUGCAGAUUGUAUAGUAUGUGAAGAUGAAUUUAAAUAUGCUCUCUUUGCCAAUAAUUGCAUGUAUCCAGGAAUAUCAACAUUGGUGACAUUAAUGCUUCAUACUUAUGAAGGAGAUAUAGGUAAAGAUGCUCCAGAAAGGUGGCAGAAAAUUUAUGGACGUCAUUCGGGGAAUGAGCUUUACCAUAUUUCCCUUGAAAAUAGCUUGUUUUUCAGUCACUACAUAGGAAAAAGCUUCACUGAAGCUUCAGCUGAUGCUCAUGCAAAAUUUGGUGUAUGUUUGCUUGCAGUCGAAGAUACUUUAAAACCAAACAAUCAAAUACAACUGAAUCCUGGAUCAAGUUAUACACUGAAAAAAUCUGAUAUCUGUUAUUACUUAAGCAUAACACAAGAAGAAUAUGCGCAGAUUAAACAUGAUUUUAAUGAACAGCAAUCUUUAAAUGGAGAGAGACGCUUUAUUGAAAAAAAAUUGGCAGGUAUUGACAUACCUAUGACAAAUUUGCCGAGAGGUAAUAAUGAUGAAUUUGCAAAUGAGCUACAAAACCUGAGUGAGGAUGAUGACACUGAUGAAGAAAUUGAGAGUCUCCCUGCAGUUACUAUCAGCAAUUCUUUUAUGAAUAACCCAAGUCAAGUUAUAAAAGAAGAAAAUGAAAAUGAAGAACCAGAAUCACCAUCACCAAAAGAACAUGGAGUCAUUAGAAAAUAUUCCUCCGACUCUGGAGAUGAUAAGUUUUAUACUGGUCUUCCUCCAGUUGUUCCUUUCGUCGGAGCCAGAAAGACACUUUGUCAUCUUGAGCGAUCACGUAUGAACUGUUGCUUAAAAUGGGCAUCGGAUUGUGAACAUUGCUCAUUUAAAAAUGCCAAGGACCCUCUCUGGAACAACCAACUUAUUAUUUUAGCAGCUGAAAAAUCAAAUGGAGGCAUAUACAACUUUAUUGUUCCAUUGCGUUCAUAUUUCCUUAAUCGAGAUUCUUUACGCCCUAUUAUACUACUUUUUGAAAAUGAACCAAGCUCACAGUUUUUGUAUAUUAUAGCACAUUUUCCUCUAGUAUAUUGGUUGGUUGGAACACUUUCUUGUGUUGAUGAUCUUCUCAAAGCUGGUAUCACAAAAGCCAGUCAAAUAGUUGUAGUGAAAAGAGAAAUGACUCAGUCAGUAUCUGAAACAACACUUAUGGAUACAGGCACCAUUCUGGCUGCUCAACAAAUAUUCAAGUUGUUUCCAAGUGCUAAGAUAUUAACUGAAUUGGAUCAAGCAUCAAAUAUGAGAUUCAUGAACUUUAGAGUUCUUGAUAAUUAUUCAAUGCAAAUUGCCAAAUUAGAAAAAAAAAUUGCAAGUCAAGUAUCUUCCAAUUUGUGUCACAUGUUCCGGCUUCCUUUUGCUGCUGGCCGUGUUUUUAGUGCUAGCAUGCUUGACACUCUUUUAUAUCAGACGUUUGAGAAAGGAUAUCUAAUUGCAUUUAUUCGUCUUUUCUUGGGAAUUGAUUCCUCAGAAAAUUCUGGACAUCUUUCAAGUAUUCAAGUUCGGAAAAGUACUUUGCAUAAAUUGACAACUUAUGGAGAAUUGUAUAAGCAUUUAUGUGAAACAGUUGGAGAAAUACCAAUUGCUUUAUAUAGAUCAGAACCUAUUAAUCCUGUAAAGCAACAUUCUUUUAAAGUUAAAGAAGUAAGCAAAUAUAAGAGGUUAUAUAUAAAGGGAGAAGUAAUGAACAAUUCACUGAAAAUCAAAAAUUCGUUUUCUGAACAAGAUAUGGCCAAACCAAAUUUAAGCAAAAGAAGACAAUCUUGGAGGAUAACUACUAAUGAUAAACCUGAUAUUGCUAGUAUUGUAACUGCAAGAAUGGGUUGUUUGGAUAUGAAAACAACAGAUUAUAAUCAAUUUAACAAAGAGAAAAACAUUCAUUCAUAUAUAAUAUUGAAUCCUUCUGUUAACUGUCGGUUGAAAAAUGGAGAUCUUAUCUAUGUUAUCCAACCUGCAGAAAGACAAGCAACUCCAGUGGGCAUGAAAAAGAGGAAUACCUUAUCAAUUGAUAAAGGGAGUGAAUCCAUUAGAUUAUAAUAUCAUUAAUAUUGCACUGCUACCACAGUAUCAAUUUCAUCUCAUUUAUUUUAUUUUCAAAUAUUACUUAAAAAAAGAAUUGUCAUAAUAAUUCUAAAAGAAAGCAAUCUUUUUUGAAAAUAAGUUCCAAAAACUAAACAAUAAGUACAUCCAUCAAUAUUACUGAUUAAUACUGCUGAUACAAUUUUCCUAAAUAUAAAUUUGGAAUGCAUGAUCAAACUGUGUGUGCAUGUGUUAUCAUAUAUGCUUCUUGAUGUUAUUGUUUGUUGCAGCAAUACAGCAAAAAUGCAAGUAAUUUCUUCUUUUUUUUUCUGUAAAUAUUUAUAAACCUCAGAAGCACUUUUGUUUUGAAUUGUAGAUAAUGUUAAGAAAAAAAAAUUAUUUUUAUGAAUUAUAAUGAAAAUUACUUUUAAGAAGUACUUUUUAAAAUCCAUAGAAUUUGUAAUCCAUACAGCAUUAUUAAGAAUAUUUCUAUAAAAUGAUGCAUCCUUCAGUUCAUGAAAUUAAAAGAAGUACUGUAUUUUUUUUCCCCCUUUUUUUUAUUUUUAUUUUUAUGCAAAUGAAGGUAUAUUGCUCUGCAUGUGGAGCUGAAAAUAAGUACAACUUCCACUCGGCAGUUAGCAGUAGAACAUCCAUCUGUAGAAAUAAUUUUCUUACAACAAAUUGAUACUUAAUCAUUUUCAAUCCUAGAAUAAUAAUAAUAAUAAUCAUAAUAAUAAUAAUAAUAAUAAUAAUAAUAAUAAUAAUGAAAUUAUUGUAUACUGUGCUCAGGUGCACCGCAAGAAGAAAUAAGUUCAAAACAUUUCCUUUUGUAAAAUGCUGGCAAAAUUAACUUUGUCUGAAGCAAGCUUUACUUCAUAAUUAGAUAGAUAUGGAGUUAAAACUAUAUUAAAGAAUCAAGAACAUGGAAAGCAAAGUAUAUUCUGACAUGAAGUAAAAAAAUAUUAACUGAUGAGGAAUAUUAUUUUCACUGACAAGAACAGAAUACAACUUGCAAGAAGCAGAAAACACAGAAAAAUUGUACUGGUAAUGGUAUCGAGCAGUGGUUCUCAACCAUUGUUCUCCUAUGGAUCCUUUCAAUUCCUAUUUUACUCUCCUGGACCCUCAUAACCAUUCCAUU